UUUUGUUAUUUUAGUUUAAAAAUGAAUUUUAAAUAUUAAUUAAAACAAAGAGCUUACUGCUGUAAACCCUCAAACUGUGACACGGGUCCUGAUCACGUGGUUCACAGUGAGGCUGUUACUCUGUAAUAAACAGCAUUUAUCAGAUCAAAGGUUCAGUCCUGCGUCCGUGUAAACUCUCGGUGGUGGCGUGUAGCUGCAGGCGCAGUCUCUCCUCCACGCUCCGUUAAAGUGUGUGAGGACUGUUUUCUUCAGUCUGUGGGAAACACUGAAAACAGUGACCUAAUCCUAAUCCCGAGUUUAAAAUCUGGAUGAUUCUCUGAGAUCUAAAAAGCCUGACUACUACACUGAUGAUGUUUUUAGUGAAAGGGGAACGUCCUUGUUCCUGCCGCUGACGGUGAUUACGUCCCCGCCGAGGACGUAAAGCUUUCUCAGAGCCUCCGUAGAAAACGUCCUGAUUCGGUGUGGCUCCAGGAGACCCGGCGGUAACCGGCUUCACUGCCUCAGACUCGGAGAUCCUCUCCGCUGGAAAACACGCUCGGCGUUAGUGAUGCAGCGGGACGAAGCCUUUAAUGGUUCUAAAUUUGAGCCAAUCAGCAGCCGCCGCCUGAGUCCUUUUCUGUCGGACGUGAGUCGCCCAUUGUUGACUCAACGUGGGGUCGUAGGAUAUCUGGAACUGUGGCACAGCUUUUACUUUGAAGGGCAGCAUUCUCGGUUUCCUGUUUGGGCCGCAGCGAUCUGCUGGGGACCAGAACAAUCAGCGGUCUGCUCACGCUCGCUUCGUUUAGACUCACCACAGCGUGCCGGCCGUGUAGAAACGGCGUGGAUGAUGACACUCGUUUAUUAAAGCUCAUGAUUCAAACUGAGCGACCCGCGAGCUGUCUGAGCGCUUCAUCCACGCACGCGUUCACGGAGCCCAGUCUGAACACGAGACCUGACAAAGAUCACGGAAUCUUUCUGAAGAUGGAAAAUGCGGUGUGAGCGAUGGCUGCGCGGAGCGGCGUCGGAGUCUCAGGGCUGAGCUGCUGGCUCGGCGGGCUGCUGCUGUAGUUUAGCUUCUGCUGCGUGACGCUGGGCUGUGCACCACGUUAGCCACAGUGCUCCUCCACUGCUAGUCCCCCUCAGAUCUGUUCCUCCAAGUUUGGACCUGAAACCCCGCCAAGAUGAUGUCAUUUAAUCAGCUGACAUUUUACAUCAUCUGUACAAACCGUGAGUCUAAGGCGCUCCGUCUCAGAGCUCUUCCUCGUCUUCUUCUCAGGACAUUUAUUAAAUAACAGCAGUCCUGGUUCCAGGUGCCUGUAAACCACCACAGAGGAAGAAGAGGAUAAAGCUGUACUUGCUGUUUGUUCGCAGUCUGAAUGCUGCUAACGGCUCGUUAACGUUCAGCUUUGGCUUCAAUCUGUGUCGGUCAGAAACGGGAAACAGGAAGUCAAAGAUCAAAGGCUUCUACGGUCUGGAGGAGUCGGACCUAGAAAAAGUGUUCCGGCUUCCCACCACCACCUUCAUCGGAGGCUCGGAGAGCGUGCUGCCACUGAAGGAGAUCAUCCGCCGGCUGGAGAUGGCGUACUGUCAGCACAUCGGGGUGGAGUUCAUGUUCAUCAACGACCUGGAUCAGUGUCAGUGGAUCAGGCAGAAGUUUGAGACUCCGGGCGUGAUGCAGUUCACUCUGGAGGAGAAGCGGACGCUGCUGGCCCGCAUGGUCCGCUCCACCAGGUUUGAGGAGUUCCUGCAGAAGAAGUGGUCUGCAGAGAAGCGCUUCGGCCUGGAGGGCUGCGAGUCUCUGAUCCCCGCCCUGAAGACCAUCAUCGACAAGUCGUCUGAGAACGGCGUGGAGAACGUCAUCAUGGGAAUGCCCCACAGGGGUCGUCUCAACGUCCUGGCCAACGUGAUCCGGAAAGAGCUGGAGCAGAUCUUCUGUCAGUUCGACUCCAAACUGGAAGCAGCUGACGAGGGCUCCGGCGACGUGAAGUACCACCUGGGGAUGUACCAUCGCCGCAUCAACCGCGUGACAGACAGGAACAUCACGCUGUCUCUGGUGGCGAACCCGUCUCACCUGGAGGCCGUGGACCCCGUGGUUCAGGGAAAGACCAAAGCUGAGCAGUUCUACUGCGGAGACACAGACGGGAAAAGAGUGAUGUCCAUCCUGCUGCAUGGAGACGCCGCGUUCGCCGGUCAGGGCAUCGUCUACGAGACCUUCCACCUGUCCGACCUGCCGUCCUACACCACGCACGGCACCGUGCACGUCGUGGUCAACAACCAGAUCGGCUUCACCACCGACCCUCGCAUGGCCCGCUCCUCGCCGUACCCCACGGACGUGGCUCGAGUCGUCAACGCUCCCAUCUUCCACGUGAACGCCGACGACCCCGAAGCCGUCAUCUACGUCUGCAAGGUGGCGGCCGAGUGGAGAGCCACCUUCCACAAAGACGUCGUGGUCGACCUGGUGUGUUACCGUCGGAUGGGUCAUAACGAGAUGGACGAGCCGAUGUUCACUCAGCCGCUGAUGUACAAACAGAUCAAGAAGCAGAAGCCGGUCCUGCAGAAAUACGCAGAGAAGCUGAUCGCAGAGGGAGCCGUGAGCCGGCAGGAGUACGAGGAGGAGAUCGCCAAGUACGAUAAGAUCUGCGAGGAGGCGUACGCUCGCUCCAAAGACGAGAAGAUCCUGCACAUCAAGCACUGGCUGGACUCCCCGUGGCCCGGUUUUUUCACCCUGGACGGUCAACCAAAGUCGAUGAGCUGCCCCUCCACCGGCCUGACCGAAGACAACCUGAACCACAUCGGACAGGCGGCCUCGUCCGUCCCCGUGGAGGACUUCACCAUCCACGGAGGUCUGAGCCGAAUCCUGAAGGGCCGCGCCGAGAUGGUGAAGAACCGGAUGGUGGACUGGGCCCUGGGCGAGUACAUGGCCUUCGGAUCGCUGCUGAAAGAGGGGAUCCACAUCAGGCUGUCGGGGCAGGACGUGGAGCGCGGGACCUUCAGCCACCGUCACCACGUCCUUCACGACCAGAACGUGGACAAGAGGACCUGCAUCCCCAUGAACCACCUGUCCCCGGACCAGGCGCCAUACACCGUCUGCAACAGCUCGCUGUCCGAGUACGGCGUGCUCGGCUUCGAGCUGGGAUUCGCCAUGGCGAGCCCGAACGCUCUGAUCCUGUGGGAGGCUCAGUUUGGAGACUUCCAGAACACGGCGCAGUGCAUCAUCGACCAGUUCAUCUGCGCCGGGCAGGCCAAGUGGGUGAGGCAGAACGGCAUCGUGCUGCUGCUGCCGCACGGCCUGGAGGGCAUGGGUCCCGAACACUCGUCAGCUCGUCCCGAGAGAUUCCUCCAGAUGUGCAACGAUGACCCCGACGUCCUGCCGAACAUCACAGAGGACCUCGCCGUGCGUCAGCUGUAUGACUGUAACUGGAUCGUGGUGAACUGCUCAACCCCAGCAAACUACUUCCAUGUUCUCCGACGGCAGAUCCUGCUGCCCUUCAGGAAGCCUCUGAUCAUCUUCACUCCCAAGUCUCUGCUGCGUCACCCCGAGGCCCGAUCGAGCUUUGACGAGAUGCUGCCCGGAACUCACUUCCAGCGGCUGAUCCCGGAGGCGGGCGUGGCGGCCGAGCGUCCAGAGGCAGUGAAGAGGUUGAUCUUCUGCACAGGAAAGGUUUACUACGAGCUGACCAAAGAGCGGAAGAGCAGAGGCCUGGAGGACACGGUGGCCAUCAGCCGCAUUGAGCAGCUCUCUCCGUUCCCCUUCGACCAGGUGAAGGCGGAGACGGAGCGCUUCCCCAACGCCGACCUGGUCUGGUGUCAGGAGGAGCACAAGAACCAGGGUUACUACGACUACGUGAAGCCUCGCAUCAGGACCACCACGCAGAAAGCCAAGCCCGUCUGGUAUGCUGGCAGAGACCCGGCAGCCGCUCCCGCCACAGGAAACAAAAACACUCACCUGAUCGAGCUGCGGCGCUUCCUGGACACGGCCUUCCACCUGGACGCGUUCAGAGACCAGCAGUGAUCACGUGACCUGCAGCACCUGGAAUCAACCCUCACCUGUCUCGCCUCCAUUCACACUCACAUCACACAGUCAGCCCUCUGUAUGGCUGAGCACACCGCACAGCAGGAAGUCCAUUCAGAAAAUCACCGACCAGAACAUCACAGCGGGAGGCGGAGCCUCAGAUUCAAAUUUAAACUUUAUUCUUCUGGUUUGUGACGGACAGAAACUUUCACGUAAUCAUCAAAGACGAAACGAGCUGCAGUUUUUCUCUCUGAGCUGUCUUUGUCCAUCAGCUCCUCACAUUAACGUCACCGUGACGUCGAAGGAAGCUAAAAUCAGACAGAUUCUCAAUGGACUUCUGAACUGACGUCCAACUAUUAGCACUUUAACGCAUACACACACGCAUACAAACAUUUGAGCCUAAACCAAUCAAAGUCUAAAAAUAGCAACAUUUUGAAGGAACUCAACAGGUUUACACCAAAUAAUCUGAAUGUUUGUUCUGAGUCAUAAAUCUUGUUAUGAUUUUAAAAAACUUUAUCAGUUUGUUGGACAAACACGGGCAACAAAAAGCAGCAACGUUGGUCUUAAAUUAGAUACAUUUUGAAUGAAGUCUGGUGCUGUUCACGUCUUCGUAUAGUAGCUGUUAGCAUCGUUAGCACUUCCCAUUUAAAACCAGUGGGAGUCCAGCUAGCUGCAGAGAGCAAGUUUUUUUCACCUUUCAGCAGGUGAGUUCGCUCAUUACGGAAAGGGUGAUGCAUUAAAUGAAAGUGAAAGUCACAGCAAACAAAUCUGCUCUCAAACAGCCAGUUCAGAAGUCCAUUAAGAAUAUGUGUGAUUUUAGGUUUUCCUCAGAGUCACAGUGAUGCAUCCUGCUCAGCUGCUUCGGUAGCACCAAAUCGAGCUAAAAACAACCUCGGAGAGGAAAACUGGAGCUCGUUAUUUAACAUGUUGGUAUUAAAUUAGCCCACCUCGCUUUGCUGGCAGUAUCAGGGCUGAGGUUGCCUUCAGGCUCAGCUUCACCCAACCAGCGAGGCCGCUCAGCUUCAGCGUGCUCUUCUCACCUGUGAUAAAGUUUCAGACUUUUUUACACCUUUUUAAACGUAUUUAAAGCAGGACGUUCUGAAACAGGAAGACAAAGGAAGAACCGUAACACUGAUGAGAGCUCAGAGCGUUUCAGAGGUUUAACUCUGACAUAUUUGUUUGUGAACGUCUAAAAAAGUAAAAUCUGCUCUUAAACUAAAGUUUGAAGUGUGGAAGGCGUCAGAUUCAUACGCAGAGUUUGGACCUGAGAGAAAAGUAAACUGAACUACAGCUGAAUAAUAAAAUGCAGUCUUAAAUUAGAUGAAUUCUCAAUAGAGUCUGGUGCUGUGGUUCUGUUUUAGUAUGUGAACAGUUUGGCCAAAAACACUGGUAGUUUACAGCUGUGUGAUUUAUUUAAUCUAAUAAAAUCCAACAGCAGGUAACACUGGGAAUUCAAACAACACAAGAGACUACGUCUAAAAUCGGCAGAAUUUUGAAUGAAGUCUGGUGCAGUCUGAUGAGUGACUCAGACUGCUCCUCAGCAUCUUAAAUUGGGUAAAUUCUGAAUGAAGUCUGAUGGGGUUGUUCAGGGUAUUUUGUUGCAGAGAUGUUUGGCGUGACCAGGCAAUGUCACGACUUGAUAGCUACCCUUCAUCAACAGUUGCUGCAGAAGUUGCUAAUUCUGCAACUUUCCAGGCAACAGCAACCUGCUUAUGGCAACAUGAAGGAAUGAUGCAGAUUUGCUUUAGAAAAAGUUCAUGUGGAGUUGAGACUGAAUGACCUUUGACCCCACUGUCCACACGGUCACUCUCCAGCUGUGAUGACAGAACUCUUCAUCCUCGUUCUCAUCAUCAUCAGGAUCCAGUCUUCUUCUUGUUCUUCGCACAGAAAUCCUGAUGAGUUACAGAAACGUUUUUUGUUUAUUUUUUUUAGCUUUUUAAAAUGCUUGUUAGCAUCAUUUGCGCCCCCUGCUGGUUCACAGCGGGGGGCGGACUAGCUGGGAGAAUCACUACAGACAGCAGGUGGCGGAUUUUACCUGUCGGCAGGUGUGUCCGUGUGUAAUUAGAGGCAGCGCUUAACACUGAGAUUUUAUUGUCUUUUACUUUGAAGGGAUCUUUGGGGAAUGAGUCUGCGACACGAACUCAACCAAAUGCACUGCUGACGAUUCAUUUAACUCCUCGCUUCUGGCCCCGCCCCCCUGCGGUGAGCGUUUAUCCCGUGCCAAAAUGGAUCGCAAGCCUCUCGUGUUUUUAGUCUUUGGCAUCCGGCGAGCGGCAAAACGUUCGGCCGCCAGUGGCGUUCUGCGAGACAAAGAAAAUGAUUUAUUUAUUUUCAUAAAGGGGAAGUUCUCUCAUUAUUUUGCUUCAUUCAAUAAAGAAAUCUGUAUGUACCGUGGA
Molecule: messenger RNA, 6387 nt
Organism: Oreochromis aureus
Lineage: Eukaryota; Metazoa; Chordata; Actinopteri; Cichliformes; Cichlidae
Gene: ogdha
Product: oxoglutarate dehydrogenase a
Exons: 20
Coding region: 1556-3991 (811 amino acids)
Biological process (GO): tricarboxylic acid cycle
Cellular component (GO): oxoglutarate dehydrogenase complex; mitochondrion
Molecular function (GO): thiamine pyrophosphate binding; oxoglutarate dehydrogenase (succinyl-transferring) activity
Source: RefSeq, a predicted model, not a curated record